UAAUAUUAUUGAGGUUUGAAAGAUUGUUACUUUUACCCCUAAACCUCUUGUACAAGUCGUCCAGAUCCCUUACCGCUGUCUCAAACAAACAAAUUCGAGUUUCAACUAUAACAAACCAGGACUCUUCUUGCUUUGGUCUCUCUAUUUUCUCUCCCUGGUCUUCUGAGUUAUCCAUGGCUUCCAAUAAUCAAGAUUUACCAGAAACCACAGUCCAAAACGUGCUAGAACAAGAUACCCUUAAGUGGGUAUUUGUAGGGGGUAAAGGUGGGGUUGGAAAAACUACAUGUAGUUCAAUUCUUGGUAUCCUUCUUUCUCAGGUCAGAUCCUCAGUUCUUAUCAUAUCUACUGACCCUGCUCACAAUCUCAGUGAUGCCUUCCAGCAACGCUUUACCAAGUCCCCCACCCUUGUUAAUGGCUUCUCCAAUUUGUAUGCCAUGGAAAUCGAUCCAACUGUGGAGAAAGAAGACUCAGUCAGUUCAGAUGGGAUGGACGACUUUUUGUCUGAUUUGACAAAUGCAAUUCCUGGAAUUGAUGAAGCUAUGAGUUUUGCAGAGAUGCUAAAAUUGGUGCAAACAAUGGACUAUUCUGUAAUAGUGUUUGAUACGGCCCCAACAGGACAUACUCUUCGGCUGUUACAAUUCCCGUCGACUCUAGAGAAAGGGCUUGCCAAAGUGAUGAGUUUGAAGAGUAGAUUUGGGGGCGUGCUGAGUCAGAUGACUCGACUAUUGGGUGUUGAUGAAGAAUUUGGGGAGGCUGCUAUCCUUGGCAAGCUUGAAGGCAUGAAAGAUAUUAUUGAAGAAGUGAACAGACAGUUUAAGGAUCCAGACUUGACAACAUUUGUUUGUGUUUGCAUUCCGGAAUUCCUCUCUCUAUAUGAGACUGAAAGACUAGUUCAGGAACUUGCUAAAUUUGAGAUCGAUACACACAACGUUAUAAUUAACCAAGUGAUUUUUGACGAAGAAGUUGUUGAAUCCAAGUUGCUGAAGGCUAGAAUGCGGAUGCAACAGAAAUACUUGGAUCAGUUCUACAUGUUAUAUAACGACUUUAAUAUUACGAAGUUGCCUUUGCUUCCACAAGAGGUUUGUGGUGUUGAUGCCCUGAAAGAAUUUUCGCAUCAUUUUGUAACGCCAUACCAGUCUUCUCUUGCUCGAGGCUCGGUGGAGGAGCUGGAGAAUAGAGUUGCUGCGUUGAAAGAACAGUUGAAAGAUGCUGAAGCAGAAUUAGAGAAAGUUCAAAAAGGCAAACAGUAGAUAUAACCAAAUCCCAGACAACUUGGGCGAUGGAGCGUGCUGUUUCGCCACCUUCGCUUUUAUAUAUUUUUUUUAGGAAGUGGAUCGUUGGAACAUAUAAUUCUGUAUUCCUCAAGAGGAUUUUCAUGUACGAUUGUUUCAUUUAUUGUUGAGGAAGUUCUUUUGUACCUUUGACGAAGCAAAUAAGUCAGGUUAUUUAGUCUUACAAUGUACUAGUAGAGGAAGGAGGACCAGUGGUAUCUUUAGAGUAAACUGAUUUAUCAAGCCAGUGUUUAUUUAGUGAAA
Solanum dulcamara is the source of this 1535-nucleotide messenger RNA. Its product is annotated as ATPase GET3A. NCBI's taxonomy places the organism in Eukaryota, Viridiplantae, Streptophyta, Magnoliopsida, Solanales, Solanaceae. The transcript has 7 exons. Gene Ontology annotation, cellular component: GET complex. Gene Ontology annotation, biological process: post-translational protein targeting to endoplasmic reticulum membrane. Bases 174 to 1250 code for a protein of 358 amino acids. The record is from RefSeq and is a predicted model, not a curated record. Gene Ontology annotation, molecular function: ATP hydrolysis activity; ATP binding.